AUGGCCUUAGGAUGCAUGUUAGCUCAUCUUGAUGAUUUGGGGAAGGAGCGUGUCAUCUAUUAUUUGAGUAAGAGGAUGCUUGAGUAUGAGUGCAAGUACAUUAUGAUUGAGCACUUUUGCUUGGCAUUGGUUUGGGCCACUAGGAGACUUAGACAUUACAUGACAGAGUAUUCCGUGCUCUUGGUCUCACGAUUGGACCCGUUGAGGUAUCUAUUUGACAGGCCUAUUAUGACCGGUAGGCUCAUGAGAUGGCUGGUAUUGUUGACAGAGUUUGAUAUUCAUUAUGUCACACAGAAGUCAGUAAAAGGAAGCAUUGUUGCAGAUCAUCUAGCUUCUUUGUCGAUAUCCGAUGACAGAUCGGUUGAUGAUGAUUUCCCUGAUGAGCAGAUCAUUUCAAUGACUAGUAUUACGGGAUGGCGGUUGUACUUUGACGGUUUGGAGACUGCACUUGAUCUUGGCAUUAGACAGUUGGAGAUCCACGGGGAUUCCAAUUUGGUUAUACAGUAUAUACAUCUGCCCAGGGCAGAGAAUCAGUUUGCCAAUGCAUUAGCCACCUUGGCUUCUAUGAUUGUGAUCCCUGCGGGGGUGACUGUUAGGCCAUUGCUGAUUGAAACUAGGUUUGCACCAGCUUACUAUUGUCUGAUUAGAGAGAUAGAGGAUCAGAUUGAGUUGCCAUGGUAUCACGAUAUUUAUCAGUUUCUGUCAUGCGACACUUACCCAGAGUCAACCUCGGCCAAGGAUAGGAGAGCAUUGAGACAGUUGGCCACCAGAUUUGUUAUUUGCGGGGAUGCACUAUAUAGGAGAUCACCUGAUGGCCUGUUAUUAUUAUGUCUAGACUGUACAUCUGCAGAUUGA
Molecule: messenger RNA, 855 nt
Organism: Vitis riparia (riverbank grape)
Lineage: Eukaryota; Viridiplantae; Streptophyta; Magnoliopsida; Vitales; Vitaceae
Exons: 3
Coding region: 1-855 (284 amino acids)
Source: RefSeq, a predicted model, not a curated record